CGGAGACAGAUCUGGCAGUGAAGCAGAUUGGGGAGAUUCCCUACGGUAUCAUCUGCUCCAUUUGUGGCCUCAGUCAUCGAGCUGAGGAGGUCAAGGCAAAGGUCAGGCACACAGCUGAAGAAGGAUCCGGAGACUCACGAGGAGACGGUUACGGCUACGGCUGCGGCUACGUCUACGAAUGCGCCGCUGACCCCGGUCCGCGAGUAUCAUAGCAACAAGUCUCGUCUUGGCAGCGCGGUGGCGGGUGGGAUUAAGGGGCCUGUGAGACAGGCGAAGAGUAUGGCUGAUUUGAGGCAGGGUUUGGGCAGCUUGGGGUUAGGAGGCGGGCUUGGGAGCUUUGGCCUUGGUGGGUCUAGUGUUAGGGUCAAUGAAAAGAGCAUGGGAACGAGGGAACUGAAGACGGUGUCGGAGGAGGAAUCUGGCGAAGGGAAGGAGAAGGGGAAGGAGAAGGGGAAGGAGAAGGAGAAGGAGAAGGAGCCGGAAGUGGAGUCUAUUGAGAUCCGCUUCGGAGGCAAAAAGUGCGACGGUUGUGGAUGGUUGCUCAAAACCGAGGGAGGGUUCUGCUUCAAGAUCGUUGAGAAUGAGGUCGAUGAGGAAGCGAUCAAGGAGGAGAGGAAGAGGAAGGAGGAGGAGGAAAAGAGGAAGAAGCAGGAAGAGGAGAAGAGGAAGAAUGAGGAGAAGAAGCGGAACCGAGCUUCCUUGGUGGAGAGGGGUUACGGGGAGCCGAUUCUGACGAUCAGAGGGGUCAGGCAUCCGAAUCCGUUGAGGUCGAAUCCGGUAACGGAGGAGGAUUUGAGGCUGUGCCGUGGUGAGGGGAUGGGAGGAAAGUGAUAGUGAGAGUGCAGGUGGAGCUCUGAGGGUCCCACUUCGGUAGGUGAUUGGAGGUAGUGGUUGGGGAUGGGACUUUCAUGGCUGUGCUUUGGGGGUAUCUCCUGAUGCCUAUAUCAAGGCGUUGGUUUCAAGGGUUCGUCGAUGGGCGGCAUAUUGGACGCAGGAUUGGAGGAUCGGUUGAAGACCUCUAGUGAAUUCGCUCGUAUACCGGCUUCUCGUACGAAGGCGUCGGAUGAGAG
This is a messenger RNA of Westerdykella ornata, 1070 nucleotides long. RefSeq lists its product as uncharacterized. The coding region runs from base 280 to 831 and encodes 183 amino acids. Lineage: Eukaryota; Fungi; Ascomycota; Dothideomycetes; Pleosporales; Sporormiaceae. The record is from RefSeq and is a predicted model, not a curated record. The transcript has 2 exons.